This is a messenger RNA of Danio aesculapii, 6848 nucleotides long. RefSeq names its product TAO kinase 1b (gene taok1b). Lineage: Eukaryota; Metazoa; Chordata; Actinopteri; Cypriniformes; Danionidae. The record is from RefSeq and is a predicted model, not a curated record. The coding region runs from base 666 to 3671 and encodes 1001 amino acids. The transcript has 20 exons. Gene Ontology annotation, biological process: protein phosphorylation; execution phase of apoptosis. Gene Ontology annotation, molecular function: ATP binding; protein kinase activity.
CAGUAGGAGAAGAGAGAGAGAGAGUGAGAGCGGGAUGAAAAUCAGUGCCCGGCCACGCGACGCACGCGCCACGCAUCAACAACUCUCGCGGUCGGGGCGACAUUGAAGGGCUGUCAGUUUUCGGGUGGUUACAGAGUGCGUCCAUGGUGUUGUACAAAGAGCUACCCACAACAUUUCUCCCGUGUUUUUCACGAAGUGCAGGAGGUGAAAACUACCCGCCGCCAUUUUUUUUGGAAUUGACUGACUGGGAGUGGAGAGUUAGCUGUAAACUGGCCACAGCUGAUUUAGUUUAUAUUCCCUGUGAGUCAUCAUCACCUUCAACACUGUCAGCCCGGACGGCCCGGAGAGACUGUAAAUACACCGACUCUUCUUCACUACGCGAGCUGUCGAAGGUCCCGAAGGAAUAAACAAGGAGAGGAUUUUGUUUACACAUUUCUCCUGAAUCCUCACUAACUGAUCCUCCCAGCAUAGCUGCUGUGGGCUAAGUUAGCCACAUUAGCACGCUGAGGUUUUCUCCUGGAGUCCGAUUAAACCUGGCCUGGUGGACGGGUCUCUGUGUGAACGCUGCCUCUCUCUGGCAGAUGAGUAACCUGCGGGGCCUGACGUGUCGCAGUCGCACGGCCAGAUAGUCCCCUGCGAGCGCGGUGCGUCCCCUGCCUCACAGCAUGCCCUCCACCAGCCGGGCAGGGUGCCUGAAGGACCCCAAGAUUGCUGAUCUCUUCUUUAAGGAGGACCCCGAGAAGCUCUUCUCAGACCUCCGAGAGAUCGGCCAUGGCAGCUUCGGCGCAGUGUAUUUUGCACGGGAUGUGCGGACUUCAGAGGUGGUGGCCAUCAAGAAGAUGUUGUACAGUGGGAAACAGUCCAAUGAGAAAUGGCAGGAUAUCAUUAAAGAAGUGAAGUUCCUCCAGAGAAUACAACACCCAAACAGCAUAGAGUAUAAAGGAUGCUACUUACGGGAGCACACAGCAUGGCUUGUCAUGGAAUACUGUUUAGGCUCAGCCUCUGACCUCCUUGAAGUUCAUAAGAAGCCCCUUCAGGAAAUUGAGAUUGCUGCAAUUACCCAUGGUGCUUUGCAGGGCCUUGCAUACCUUCAUUCCCACAACAUGAUUCACAGGGAUAUUAAAGCUGGGAACAUCCUGCUGACCGAGCCUGGACAAGUCAAACUAGCAGAUUUCGGUUCUGCCUCCAUCGCCUCUCCGGCCAACUCUUUUGUGGGGACACCAUAUUGGAUGGCCCCUGAAGUGAUUUUAGCCAUGGAUGAGGGACAGUAUGAUGGAAAGGUGGACAUCUGGUCUCUGGGGAUCACUUGCAUAGAACUAGCGGAAAGGAAGCCUCCUCUGUUUAACAUGAAUGCGAUGAGUGCCUUAUACCACAUAGCACAGAAUGAGAGUCCCACACUACAGUCAAGUGAAUGGACGGAUUAUUUUAGAAAUUUUAUUGACUCUUGCCUUCAGAAGAUUCCCAAAGACAGACCACACUCUAAGGAUUUGUUGCAGCAUGCCUUCGUCCUGCGAGAGAGGCCAGACUCUGUUCUGGUGGACCUAAUUUUGCGGACAAAAGAUGCCGUUCGAGAGCUGGACAACCUGCAGUACCGCAAGAUGAAGAAGCUCCUCUUUCAAGAGGCCCACAAUGGGCCAACCACUGAGACCCACGAGGGAGAAGAGGAGCCGGAGCAUGGGGUUGGUCGCACAGGCACAGUGAGCAGUGUUGGCAGUAAUCAGUCUAUUCCCAGCAUGUCGAUCAGCGCGAGCUCUCAAAGCAGCUCAGUGAAUAGCCUUCCUGACGCCGCUGAUGACAAGAGUGACCUUGAUCUGGAGAAAGACCACACAGUCAUGUCUAACAGUUCGGUCAUACACCUAAAGCCUGAAGAAGAGGAAGUUUACAGAGAGGAUCCUGAAACACGUCCUUCUGCCCCAGAAGCUCAGGUGGCGCCCACACAACCUCCACGAUACAAGCCUUCUCGCAACCGUGAGCACUUUGCCACCAUCCGCACAGCCUCUCUGGUGACGCGACAGAUGCAGGAGCACGAGCAGGACUCAGAGCUGAGGGAGCAGAUGUCUGGUUACAAGCGCAUGAGACGGCAGCACCAGAAGCAGCUCAUGGCCUUAGAAAACAAACUGAAAGGGGAGAUGGACGAACACAGGCUGAAACUGGACAAAGAGCUGGAGGCCCAGAGGAACAGCUUUGCUGCUGAGAUGGAGAAACUCAUGAAGAAAAACCAAGUAACAACAGAUAAAGAUGCCAAGUUAUUUGCCAACGAUGAGAAGAAAUUCCAUCAGCACAUUCAAGCCCAACAGAAGAAAGAGCUUAGCAGCUUCCUGGAGUCACAAAAACGAGAGUACAAGCUACGCAAGGAGCAACUGAAAGAGGAGCUGAAUGAGAAGCAGUCCACCCCGAAGAAGGAGAAGCAGGAGUUGUUGUCGAAACAGAAGGAGAACUUUCAGAACUACCAGGCAGAGGAGGAAGCAAACCUGCUCCGUCGACAGCGCCAGUACCUGGAACUUGAGUCUCGCCGCUUUAAACGCAGAAUCCUCACCGCAAAACACACCGUAGAGCAAGACACACUGCGGGAGGAGAUAAAUAAGCGGCAGACACAAAAGGAUCUGGAGCAUGCCAUGCUGCUGCGCCAUCAUGAGUCCAUGCAGGAGCUGGAGGUCAGGCAACUGGGCACCAUCCAUAAGAUGCGCAACGAACUGAUCCGCUUACAGCAUCAGACUGAGCUCACCAACCAGCUGGAGUACAACAAGCGCAGAGAGCGAGAGCUACGCCGCAAACACGUCAUGGAGGUUCGGCAGCAGCCCAAGAGCCUUAAGUCUAAAGAGCUGCAGAUCAAGAAGCAGUUCCAGGACACGUGUAAGAUCCAGACAAGGCAGUAUAAAGCCCUGCGCAACCACCUGCUGGAAACUACACCCAAGUCUGACCACAAGGCUGUGCUGAAGAGGCUGAAGGAGGAGCAGACGCGCAAAUUAGCCAUCCUUGCUGAGCAGUAUGAUCAUUCCAUCAAUGACAUGCUCUCCACACAAGCUCUGCGUCUGGAUGAGGCACAGGAGGCCGAAUGUCAGGUGCUAAAAAUGCAGCUGCAGCAGGAGCUGGAGUUGCUGAACGCCUAUCAGAGCAAGAUCAAGAUGCAGACAGAUGCGCAGCACGAGCGGGAAAGGAAAGAGCUGGAGCAGAGGGUUUCACUGAGGAGAGCUCUUCUCGAACAGAAGAUUGAAGAGGAGAUGGUUGCCCUGCAGAACGAGCGCUCUGAACGCAUCCGCAGUCUAUUAGAGAAGCAGGCCAGGGAGAUCGAGGCAUUUGACUCUGAGAGCAUGCGUCUGGGCUUCAGCAACAUGAUGCUCACCAGCCUGUUCUCGUCUGACAGCCACAGCAACAGCUUUCCGGGGGCUCAGAGUAACUGGGGCUCCCAGCACCACCACCAUCACCAUCCAAGCCACAGCGGUUCAGUCCAGCAGCCCUGGGGUCACGGUCUGCCUCCAGGAGGACCACCUCCAUGGGGGCACCACGGGUCUGGAGGCAGCCAGCGCUCUAGUGGGGGAAGCAGCGGGCAGAGGAACAGUCCCCCGGGGGGACGGCGGGGCACCUCAGGUGGCCGCAGUGAGCAGGCAAUGAGCAGGAGCUCCAGCAUCGCCUCUCAGAUUUCCAAUGGCUCGCACCUGUCCUUCACGUAAGACCACACGCUGCUCUCCCACAACACCCUUGAUCGAUCGAGAAUGCCAUGGGGGAAGGGAUAAAGGGGCACCCUGGUCAUUACUUUAGUUUUACACCCAUUCCUUUAAUUCUUGUCCUCGAAAUAUGUAUUUUGUACACAUGGCAAGCACAAACCGCAUCCAUCAUAGUUCCAGUUCUAAGAAUGUCAGCCAGAUAGACAAUUACACUGAAAGUAUUCUGGCCAAAUGCAUCAAAGUUCAGCUUGAAUAUCAGGAGAUGUCUUUGCAGUGAUGAGGAAAGGUUUUGAAUUCAGAGAAGAUUUUAGAGAGUGUUAGAUUGACUUGAAUGAACAUGUGAAUGGUGUGCGCAUGAGCUCUCACAGGUGAGACAGUAUGCAAAUUUUAAUGCAGUGGGGUUUUAUCAUGGUCUUAGCAGGUUGUGUUGAUUGCAGAGAGUGGGAGAUGAAUGCUGAUUAUUUCUUUAAACUUGAGCUUUUCAGUAGAAUGCGUAGAUCUAUUGUUGAAGAUAGAAAGAUGGUUUAAAGCAGUGUUUCUCAACCACAUUCCUGGAGAACCACCAGUUCUGCACAUUUUCAAUGUUUCCUUAACCAAACACACCUGAUUGGGAUCAUCAGCUUAUUAGCAGAGACUGAACGACCUGUAAUGGGUGUGAAAGACAAAGGAGACAUCCAAAACCUGCAGUGUUGGUGGUCAUCCAGAAACACUGGUUAAAAGCAGGGUUCCCCAAACUCUGUCAUGGAGGGCUGGUGUCCACCAAAGUUUAGUUCCAACCCUGAUCAGACACACCUGGGCUAGCUAAUCAAACUUUUCUAGACUUGCUAGAAACAUCCGUGCAGCUGUGUUGAGGCAAGUUGGAGCUAAAAUCUGCAAGACACCGGCCCUCCAGGACCGAGUUUGGGCACCUUUGGUAUAAAAGUUUGAUAGCAGAAUGUGAAACUUUCAAUCUUUACAGUGCACUUGAUUGUAUAGUUUAGUAUUUUAUAAACUGCACGCACUAAUGUUUAACGUGUUGAUAAUAACAGUAUGCUCUUUUUGUGCCAGAACAAAUUUAAACUGUGAAAUACCAAGAUUUCUUUUAGGAUUGUCAUUUAGAUUUUUUUAUUUUGCUGUGCACUUCCAUUCUUCCAUAGCCAAAAAUGGUAUGUAGAGCAAGAUGCCAAUUUGCUUUCUGAAAACUCUUAUAAUAAGUGUAUUAACAGAUUUGUUAUUUUUUAUUGGCCAAAAGGACAGAUGGUGAUGAAGUACUUGAUUGAUGUGACUUACAGUUGUGGAGGAACCUGACAAGUAGGGCUGCGUUAGACUGAACGACACUUAAAAAUAGGGUUUGCUAUAUGAAUGUACAUGAGCGUUAAAGCAUGUUGGCACAGGAGAACAUCCCUCCUAGAAAACAGUAGAAGCCAUUGAUGUUAUUGUUUUAUGUUUUAGUCUUGAUUUAGUGAUGCCAAAGUUAACAAACACAACUAUGCAAAAGGAGAAUAGCCUCUCUCAUGUUCACACCGCUUAACAUCACAGAAAAGCACUUUACCAUCCGUUUCUACUCUUAUUUGGUCACGUACAGUAGAAGCAGAUCCGAUGGACCUCGGUGCCUCUUCCUCCUCUUUCCCAGGCUGGGUUCAACAGGAGUGUGUUGUGUGGAGGUCUGGUCUGGGUUGGCUUGAGACCGCUGAAUGUUUUUGCUGUAUGGGUGGGUGCCGCUGAUGACGUCCCCGCAAUGCCUUCGUUUCUUCCAUGCCCACCCCAGAGCUCCAGUGAGCGCCGGCCACCCUCAAACCCAACAAUUAUCAUAGCAUGUAGAAAUAAAGUGAUUUGAAGAUGCAACAGAACAGGUUAGUUGUCAUAUAAAACAUUAUGGUGGAAGGGUAUACAGUCAGGAGAGCGCUUUAAGUGAGAUGUACAGUAAAACAUGUGUAUAUUGUAUAUUUAGAAAUCUAAAGAAAUGGAAAUCAAGAUAAACACCCAAGUUUAAAACUACACUAAAACUGAAUUGCUUGAAUGUGAAGAUGAAAGAAAAAAAAAACUUGGUGUCUAAUAUUGAUUAUUUAAAAAGAGGAAAAAAGUUAUAUAUAGAGAGAGAUAAUUAUUCUCAGAGGUGUUAAGCGAAGCCCAAAAAAAAUAGUUUAUUCCCCCCGCAAUUAGACUCAUGAAUGAUAUCACUCUUUAUAUGGAUGUUUCCAUCAUCCUCUCUUUGCUUGUUGCUCUUCUUGCAUUCAAAAGUAUGAAUUACCAUAUUCACUAGUGCCAGUACUCAUGUUCUGUUAUCUGUGAACCAGCAGUGAACUUUCAUCUUCUAAAACAUAAAUGCCAUGGGUUUUCUUUCAGUUUCAUUAAAAAUAAAUAAAUAAAUCGCCAUCAUGCUUGUUAUUGAAUGGCUUCAAAAAUAUUUUCCAGGAAAAGGAAUUCCAGUUCAGAAUAUCACUGCUAUCUGUAUGAUCUAUCAUCUCUGAACACUAUUUUGGCACACUUCUGAUACAUGCAAACCAUUGCAGUUUUCAUGAAGUUGCCAGUGUGACUAAAGAAAUAAAACUGAGCCAAUGUGUAGCCAAUCCUAUAGAUUUGGGCCAAAUGUAACAAAUUAACAUGAGGUCAUUGACCCUGGCUAAUUCAUAUCACUUGCCAAUUAUUUAAUCACAUUCAGUUCUCUAAUGGAAUCACUGGACCAGAGGAACAGCCAUAGACUCAUAAUGUGAUCUUUUUGACAUCGAGUUUACUCUCUCAUGCAGGGUCAUGCAGUAUUUUCUGAAGGAAACAAGGUAUACACUGACAUAAGAGAAUAGAUUCUUUGAAAGCUCUUAGCAUCCUUGUUUUAAUGACCCUUUUGAUAAGUGUGAAAACAACAGGAUGAAUAAUAAUCAAGAAAGGUGGUACAUCUCUGUACAGUGCAUUUACCAGUAUUUUUUUUUUUUCAUGGUUGUCUUGUUUUUCCUGCUUCAACAUUACCAUAGCAAUCCAUAUAUAACCUGUAUUAAAAUGUACAGAUUGUGAAAAACUGAAUGUUGGAGAGAUUACAAAAAUGAUGGCUAUUCGUAACAAAAACACUUACAAGUGAUUUAAGAUGCAAAAAUGAAAAAAAAAAAAAACUUAAUGGGACAAAUGUAAUGUUUUGUUUGUAAUUACUCCUUUUGUUGGCAGAGGGCUACGGGACAAAGAAAUCAACUGUAAUAAAGUAAUUUUAGUAUA